AUGGCUAUUGUUGAAUUUAUAGGGGAUCUUCCAGUUCAAGAUCCACCAGAAGAGGAGUUCUCUGCUGCUGAUUUGACUUGGACCAAAUUUGGCACUGCUGAGCACCAUGAUGAUGCAGCCCUCAUUCCUUAUGAUCGAGUUGAUGAAUUUAUAAUUGGUGAAGGCUCAAAUUUAGAGUGCCCAACAAGGUUUCAUAUUGAGAGAGGAAGAAAAAGAAAGAUGGGCAGUUUAAAGGAAUACAAGGAUGAUGAGUAUUUGGAAUAUAGGAUGUAUUGGUGUUCUUUUGGUCCUGAAAAUUAUGGGGAAGGAGGAAGUAUAUUGCCUAGCAGAAGAUAUCGCCUCAACACCCGCAAUCGUGCUGCUAGACCUCAAUCCAUGCGGGGCUGUACAUGCAAUUUUGUAGUGAAACGUUUGUAUGCCCGUCCAUCACUUGCACUAAUUAUAUAUCAUGAGAGGCGCCAUGUGAACAAAUCUGGUUUUGUUUGCCAUGGCCCACUUGACAGAGAUGCGAUUGGCCCCGGAGCAAAGACAGUUCCAUAUAUCUGUAAUGAGAUCCAACAACAAACAAUGUCUAUGAUCUACCUGGGCAUUCCAGAAGAAAAUAUACUAGAGAAACACAUAGAGGGGAUUCAGCGAUAUUGUGGUUCAAAUGCAAAAGUCAAUAGCCUUGCUUCCCAGUACGUCCACAAACUUGGGAUGAUUAUUAAACGGUCUACCCAUGAAUUGGAUCUUGAUGAUCAAGCUAGCAUCCGCAUGUGGGUUGAACGCAAUAAAAAAUCCAUAUUCAUAUAUCAGGAUACUUCAGAAAAAGAUUCAUUCAUUCUGGGGAUUCAAACAGAGUGGCAGCUGCAACAAAUGAUUCGUUUUGGCCAUUGCAGUCUCAUUGCAGCUGAUUCAACAUUCGGCAUAAAGAGACUUAAGUAUCCUUUGUGCACACUUCUUGUCUUUGACUCAAGACAACAUGCACUCCCUGUCGCAUGGGUCAUCACACGUAGCUUUGCAAAGCCAGAUGUGUCUAAAUGGAUGAAAGCUCUGCUUGAUCGAGCUCGUAGUGUUGAGCCUGGAUGGAAGAUCAAUGGGUUUUUAAUUGAUGAUGCAGCAGCUGAGACUGAUCCCAUCAGAGAUAUCUUUUGUUGUCCCAUACUAUUUUCCCUCUGGCGCGUUCGUAGAUCAUGGCUGAGGAAUAUUGUAAAGAAAUGCAAUAACAUUGAAGUUCAGCGGGAAAUUUUUAAACGUCUGGGUAACAUUGUGUAUGGCAUUUGGGGUGGAAAUGGUACCCUGGGUGCCUUAGAAGAACUAACCCAAGAUUUUGUUGAUCAGACGGCUUUUAUGGAAUAUUUUAAGAGCUCUUGGGUACCUAAGAUUGAAAUGUGGCUUUCGACUAUGAGAAGUCUUCCGCUUGCAAGCCAGGAGGCAUCUGGUGCUAUUGAAGCGUAUCAUGUGAAGAUGAAAGUGAAAUUAUUUGAUGAUUCACAUCUUGGAGCACUCCAAAGAGUUGAUUGGUUGGUGCACAAGCUGACAACUGAGCUGCAUUCAAGCUACUGGCUUGACCGUUAUGCAGAUGAAUGUGAUUCUUUUCAAAAUGUUAAGGAAGAAUACAUUGCUUCUACAUCAUGGCACAGGGCACUGCAAAUUCCUGAUUCUGCUGUUAGCUUGGAUGACAAAGACCACCUCUAUGCCAAGGUCUUAAGCCAGAAGGACAGUAGCACUGUGCAUCUUGUGUGGAAUCCUGGAUCAGAAUUCUCUUUCUGCGAUUGUGCAUGGUCAAUGCAAGGAAACCUUUGCAAGCAUAUCAUCAAAGUCAAUAUGACCUGUGAAAGUCGUCAGGGUUAUCAACCUUCCAUGUCUUUUCAGUCAUUCAAAGAGUUGCUGAUGAGCCUAUUGAAAAAACCAAUGGAUGAUUCAGUUGCACUCGAUCAGUCGAUGGCCUGGACUAUGCAGAUGUUCGAUCAAAUACGAAAGCUUGUAGAAGUGACAAGUUCUAAUGACAUUGGCACCGUGGUAAACAAUCUGCCAUUGCAGUGGGUUUCUAAGAAAGGCAGAACAGGUGUUGGAAAGCCAUCAACUUCUCUGGCUCUUCCUUCUGGUUCCAUUGAUACAAACAGAGCUGCAGCAGCAAGGAAAAAGAACCGGAAGCGAAAAAGGUUGUCAAGAUUGAGAUAA
Prunus armeniaca (apricot) is the source of this 2163-nucleotide messenger RNA. The record is from the annotation of a GenBank genome assembly. NCBI's taxonomy places the organism in Eukaryota, Viridiplantae, Streptophyta, Magnoliopsida, Rosales, Rosaceae.